Molecule: messenger RNA, 926 nt
Organism: Clunio marinus
Lineage: Eukaryota; Metazoa; Arthropoda; Insecta; Diptera; Chironomidae
Source: the annotation of a GenBank genome assembly
AUGGAGGGCAAAACAGUCAUUGUCACCGGAUCCAAUAGUGGGAUUGGAAAAGAAACUGUGAGAGAUUUAGCGAAGCGUGGAUGUCGCAUCAUAAUGGCAUGUCGAAACCUUUUAUCAGCUAAUCAAUAUCGAGAUGAAAUCGCCAAUCAAACUGGAAAUCAAAAUAUCGUUGUAAUGAAACUUGACUUAAGUUCAUUACAGUCUGUUCGUGAAUUUUCCAGAUCUUUUCUUGAGAAGGAAUCACGUUUAGAUGUUUUAAUUCAUAACGCUGGUUAUGCAAACACUUUCACAAAAACUGUGAGCGUUGAUGGAAUCGAGUUGACAAUGGCGACAAAUCAUUACGGCCCAUUCUUACUAACUCAUCUCUUAAUUGAUAUCUUGAAAAAAUCUGCACCUUCCCGAAUAAUUGUUGUAGCUUCAUCUUGGUAUCGAGUAUGGAGUCCUGACAUUGAAAAUUUAAAUCCAAUCGAUAAUAAUCCAUGGUUGUUGUAUUACGCAUCAAAAGGUUGUAACAUCAUGUUCACAAUGGAACUUGCUAAGCGCCUUCAAGGCACGAAUGUAACUGCAAAUUGUCUUCAUCCAGGUGUUAUUGAUACUGGAAUUUGGCGAAACACGCACACACUUCUUAAACCGGGAUUAUUUAUUUGGAGUAAAUUAAUGAAAAAUCCUGUUAUUGGUGCACAGACGACUAUUUAUUUAGCAACAUCUGAAGAAGUAAAAGAUGUGUCAGGGAAAUAUUUUAAGGAUUGUAAAGAAGAUGAACCACGACCAUACAUUACCAACCCAGAAAAGUGUUUGACACUUUGGGAAGAGUCAAUUAAAAUUGUGAAACUUCAACCGACAGAUCCUAAAAUUUAACAAAAAUGUUUACGAUGUUAUUGAGUUUUUAUUACUAUUUUUAGAUUUAUGGAUUGUGGGCUGAAGCG